Juglans microcarpa x Juglans regia is the source of this 1989-nucleotide messenger RNA. Its product is annotated as pyrophosphate--fructose 6-phosphate 1-phosphotransferase subunit beta. The record is from RefSeq and is a predicted model, not a curated record. Gene Ontology annotation, molecular function: diphosphate-fructose-6-phosphate 1-phosphotransferase activity; 6-phosphofructokinase activity; ATP binding. Gene Ontology annotation, cellular component: cytosol. Lineage: Eukaryota; Viridiplantae; Streptophyta; Magnoliopsida; Fagales; Juglandaceae. The transcript is spliced from 16 exons. Gene Ontology annotation, biological process: fructose 6-phosphate metabolic process; photosynthesis; response to glucose. Bases 84 to 1790 code for a protein of 568 amino acids.
UGUGACUCUUCGACAGUCUUGAUAGUUCAAGCGCCGCUCCCAUUCAGUCACACGCAGAGACUGACGAAGAUCUGAGUUGAACAAUGUCUCCAGCUCUCCUCGCUAACGGCAAUAUCAUCGACGUCAAGCCGGCCUCGGCUUCCGCCACCGGAAGAGUCGCCUCCGUUUACAGCGAGGUCCAAACGAGUCGUAUCGAGCACGAGCUUCCGCUUCCGUCGGUUCUCAGAAGCUCCUUUAAAAUAGUCGAUGGCCCCGCUAGCUCCGCCGCUGGCAACCCAGAUGGGAUUGCAAAACUAUUUCCGAAUCUGUUCGGGCAACCUUCGGCAAUACUGGUGCCGAGCGAAUCCAAUACGUUGAGGUCGGAUCAGAAGCUGAAGAUCGGCGUCGUUUUGUCUGGAGGCCAGGCUCCUGGUGGACACAAUGUGAUUUCUGGAAUCUUUGAUUACUUGCAGGAACGCGCAAAAGGAAGCACAUUGUACGGGUUCAAAGGCGGUCCUGCUGGGAUCAUGAAGUGCAAAUAUGUGGAUCUAAGUACAGACUAUAUUUAUCCGUACAGAAAUCAGGGUGGCUUCGAUAUGAUUUGCAGUGGGAGGGACAAGAUUGAAACUCCAGAGCAGUUUAAGCAAGCUGAAGAAACUGCAUUGAAGCUUGACUUGGAUGGGCUUGUUGUUAUUGGUGGAGAUGACUCCAAUACAAAUGCCUGCCUCCUUGCCGAAAACUUCAGGGGUAAAAAUCUGAAAACUCGGGUGAUUGGAUGCCCUAAGACCAUUGAUGGGGAUCUGAAAUGCAAAGAGGUUCCUACAAGUUUUGGGUUUGAUACUGCUUGCAGGAUUUAUGCAGAAAUGAUUGGUAAUGUUAUGGUUGAUGCCCGAUCAACUGGAAAGUAUUAUCAUUUUGUACGGCUUAUGGGGCGUGCAGCUUCACACAUCACUCUAGAGUGUGCCCUACAAACACAUCCAAAUAUUACGAUUAUUGGAGAAGAGGUUGCUGCUAAGAAGCUGACGUUGAAAAAUGUGACUGACUAUAUUGUAGAUGUAAUCUGUAAACGUUCCGGACUUGGUUUUAACUAUGGUGUUAUACUUAUCCCUGAAGGUCUAAUUGAUUUCAUUCCCGAGGUACAGCAGCUUAUCGCCGAAUUGAAUGAAAUCCUGGCCCAUGAUACUGUGGAUGAAGGUGGGCUAUGGAAAAAGAAACUUGCAAAUCAAUCUCUACAGCUUUUUGAAUUUUUACCUCAAGCAAUCCAGGAACAGUUGAUGCUUGAAAGAGAUCCUCAUGGAAAUGUUCAGGUUGCCAAAAUAGAAACUGAGAAAAUGCUUAUUCAAAUGGCUGAAACCGAGUUGGAAAAGAGGAAGCAAGAAGGUUCAUAUAAAGGACAAUUUAGAGGGCAGUCCCAUUUUUUCGGGUACGAAGGGAGAUGUGGUUUGCCAACUAACUUCGAUUCUAGCUAUUGCUAUGCAUUGGGUUUUGCUGCUGGAGCUCUCCUUCAGGGUGGGAAAACUGGGUUGAUAUCAUCGGUUGGUAAUUUGGCUGCUCCAGUUGAAGAAUGGACAGUUGGUGGGACAGCAUUGACUUCAUUAAUGGACGUGGAGAGAAGACAUGGUAAGUUUAAGCCUGUGAUAAAGAAGGCAAUGGUGGAGCUUGAAGGGGCACCUUUCAAGAAAUUUGCAUCCAUGCGGGACGAGUGGGCACUCAAGAAUUGCUACAUCAGUCCUGGUCCUAUCCAGUUUCAUGGUCCAGUAUCAAAUGCAGUUAAUCAUACUUUACUCCUCGAACUUGGAGUUCAGGCAUAGGAAAAUUGUUGAAUUCCUGCUUUGAUGAGCGUUCAUAUAUUUAGAGAAACAAUUUAAAUCUGUGCUGUUCUGUAUCUUUGAGAUUUGUCUUUUGUUUCUGUCGCAUGCUUCUUUCCUAGUUUGCUUCAUGUGGGAUGUUCUAAUUCAUUAGAAAUUUCUGUUUUGCUACAUGUUGAAACUUGGAAGUUGAAACCACUAU